Molecule: messenger RNA, 878 nt
Organism: Fulmarus glacialis (Northern fulmar)
Lineage: Eukaryota; Metazoa; Chordata; Aves; Procellariiformes; Procellariidae
Gene: ILRUN
Product: chromosome unknown open reading frame, human C6orf106
Exons: 2
Source: RefSeq, a predicted model, not a curated record
AUGUCAUCUGGGUGAUCCUCAGCGUGGAAGUUGGAGGACUUCUAGGUGUAACACAGCAGCUGUCAUCCUUUGAAACAGAGUUCAACACGCAACCACAUCGCAAGGUAGAAGGAAACUUUAACCCAUUCGCCUCUCCACAGAAGAACAGGCAACCAGAUGAAAACAACCUAAAAGACCCUGGGGGUUCCGAGCUAGGCACAAUCAGCAAAAACACAUGGGGGCCUGCUCCUGACCAAAUUGAACAAGAUCAGAAUGGACUGUCACAAAACUCUGUAAAUCUCUCCCCCAGCAGUCACUCGAACAACUUGUCGGUAGUGACAUACAGUAAGGGUUUCCACGGUCCUUAUCCCUUCGGACAGUCUUAAAACACAAAAACACAAAACGGGUAUCGAGAAGAGGAGAAUUUAACAAAGAACUGACUUUUGGGGGAAGGGAGGGGGAUUCAUGUGCCAGACAGACACAACGUGGACCCCCCCCUUCUCUGCCUCCGUGUUCUGGAUAAAGAAGAAAAAACAAAAGCCCACUAACUAAGACUAGUUGUUUCCAGAGAAAAAUACAAAAUCUAAGUACGCAUGCGUGAAUGCUGGAUUUCAGGAGUGUUGUUAAAUGCUAUGAGGAGGAAAAUAUACCAACACCAUGGGGUUUUUUUUAGAAAUCAUUCUCACACAUAAUUAGGUAGCUUAAAAAGUUUAAAAAAUGAAAAUGAAAAAGCCAUCUUUAAAAAAAAAAUAUUUUGCCUACAGAGUGAUUGUAGUUUGAGCAAAUGUUUAAUUUCUGUUUGUUUCUUGUUCAUAUUUUUUUAAAUAAGGGACAGCGUGCAUUUUUAUGGAACUGUUAUGUUUUGCUUGCUACCGAAUGGGAAUUUGCUUAGCAUCUUC